AUGGAUGGAUGGAUGGAUGGAUGGAUGGAUGGAUGGAUGGAUGGAUGGAUGGAUGGAUGGAUGGAUGGAUGGAUGGAUGGAUGGAUGGAUGGAUGGAUGGAUGGAUGGAUGGAUGGAUGGAUGGACCAAACAAUAACACCUGAAAGCCACAAAAACUACUUUAUCAUUCAUAAAAGUCAAAGCACAAACAAAGAAAUCACUACAAAUGUGUACAAGCGAAUACCUUUUGUAAAGACCAGACUUAAUAUCGCUCGGCAAAUACUCUUGUCACCAUUAAAUUACUUCCCAAGACCAUACAAAAUGUGUUCAAAUGAAAAGGAGUUUGGUUAA
This is a messenger RNA of Echinococcus granulosus, 330 nucleotides long. RefSeq lists its product as hypothetical. The record is from RefSeq and is a predicted model, not a curated record. Bases 1 to 330 code for a protein of 109 amino acids. The transcript has 2 exons. NCBI's taxonomy places the organism in Eukaryota, Metazoa, Platyhelminthes, Cestoda, Cyclophyllidea, Taeniidae.